AGACGAAACGGAGGCUGGGGCUCCCCCCCCAGCCACUCGCAGCGGGCGCCGGCACCGCGGUUCCGCCGGGAGGGUGAAGCGAGGGCGUCUGGAGGAUCCAGGUGAAUGAGUGGACAGCUGGCUACAGAGGAGAGACAGAUUGUUUGAUCACCUUUUCCAUGCUGGUGAAAAAGGGAUUUGGCAAUAGGAACUGUCUGUUCGAGUCAGAGGAGAGAAGCAAAGAAGCCACUAACACAGCGCCCUGACUUUCACAGUUCAUCAGGAGGGAAACCUGUGUGACAGAGGAACAGCAGAGCAUCAGCCACACAGCAGCGAUGAGCCUGGCGCUGGUACGAGUCUCUUCUGGCUCGUUCUCCACAAUGGCUGGUGCCCCUGCACAUUCAUUGGAUGAUGAUAAUGCAGGAUGUCGAGAGCAGCGGUAGAGUUUGCCUUGAUCCCGUCGUGCUUUUCCUCUGCUGGUGGAGUCUUUGAGUCGCCAUGAGAACGCUGUGACACUUCCAGCAGGUUACCUGCAGACCACGGGUCGGCAGAGCAUGGGCAAGGUCAAGUCCAACCGAGGAGCCAUCGUCACAACAAGAUGAAAUUCCCGUUCUAUUGGCUUCUCAUUAAGCGGGCGCAGUAACGUUUCUUUGUAGAGACUUGCUAUACAAACUCUUUUGGUUAUGGCUACUGAUCCAACGUGACUGGGCAUGCGGUGACUGCUGAACUCAUGACUGGAUAUACGAUGUUGCGGAAUGGGGGAGUGGGGAACGGAGGCCAGCCGUGGUUGUUGAGGUGGUCCAGUCGGAUCCGGCUUACCUGGCUGAGUUUCAUCCUCUUUGUCAUCCUUGUCUUUUUUCCCCUUAUCGGGCACUACUACCUGACCACCAUCGAUGACGCAGAUGAUGCCGGCAAGCGCAUCUUUGGCCCUCGGACUGGCAAUGAGCUGUGCGAGGUGAAGCACGUGCAGGACCUGUGCCGCAUCCGCGAGUCAGUCAGCGAGGAGCUGCUGCAGCUGGAGGCCAAGCGGCAAGAGCUCAACAGUGAGAUUGCCAAGCUCAACUUGAAGAUUGAGGCUUGCAAAAAGAGCAUCGAGAAUGCCAAGCAGGACCUGCUGCAGCUGAAGAACGUCAUCAGCCAGACUGAGCAUUCCUACAAAGAACUGAUGGCUCAGAACCAGCCAAAGCUCUCCUUGCCAAUCCGGCUGCUGCCAGACAAAGACGAUGCGACCUUUCCCCUGCCAAAAUCCAAUCGGAACUGCAGGCUGCACAAUUGUUUUGACUACUCGCGAUGCCCGCUGACAUCUGGCUUUCCAGUCUAUGUCUACAACAGUGACGAUUACCCUUUUGGUAGUUCCUUAGACCCUUUAAUUAAACAAGCCUUUGAGGCGACUGUCAGAACUAAUGUUUAUGUUACUGAGAAUGCAAAUAUUGCUUGUGUGUAUAUAAUUUUAGUGGGGGAAAUGCAAGAGCCCGUAAUGCCAAAACCUACUGAACUAGAGCAACAGUUGCACUCUUUGCCAUAUUGGAGGACUGAUGGACAUAACCAUCUCAUCAUCAAUUUGUCCAGGAAGUCAGAAACUCAGAACUUUCUUUACAACAUCAGCACGGGGCGUGCCAUGCUUGCCCAGUCUACGUUUUAUGAUGUGCAGUAUCGACCGGGCUUUGAUAUUGUGGUGUCACCUCUGGUCCAUGCUAUGUCUGAACCUAACUUCCUAGAGAUCCCACCCCAGGUGCCAGUCAAGCGUAAAUACCUGUUUAGUUUCCAGGGGGAGAAGAUUGAGUCUCUCAGAUCUAGCUUGCAAGAAGUUCGCUCUUUCGAAGAGGAGAUAGAAGGCAACGCCCCGGCUGACUACGAUGAUCGCAUUAUCACCACCUUGAAGGCUGUUCAGGACAGCAAGCUGGACUUUGUUUUGGUGGAGUUCACGUGUAAGAACCAGCCUAAGGCGAGUCUGCCCACUGAGUGGGCUCUGUGUGGAGAAAGGGACGACAGACUAGAGCUACUGAAGCUAUCUACUUUUGCACUGAUAAUCACCCCCGGGGACACCCGGUUAGUGAUCUCCGCUGGGUGUGCCAUGAGACUGUUUGAGGCUCUGGAAGUCGGAGCCAUCCCGGUGGUUCUUGGAGAGCAAGUCCAGCUACCCUACAACGACGUGAUCCGGUGGAACGAGGCAGCCUUAAUCAUACCAAAGCCACGUAUCACAGAAGUGCACUUUCUUCUGAGAAGCAUUUCUGACAAUGAUCUGCUUGCCAUGAGGAGGCAGGGCCGCUUCUUGUGGGAGACUUACUUCUCCACCUCUGAUAACGUGUUCAGCACAGUCUUGGCUAUCAUAAGGACUCGAAUCCAAAUCCCGGCUGCUCCUAUCCGAGAAGAAACUGCAGUGGAGAUUCCUCACCGAUCUGGCAAAGCUGCUGGUACAGACCCCAACAUGGCAGACAACGGUGACCUGGACUUAGGGCCUGUGGAAACAGAACCACCCUAUGCAUCUCCCAAAUAUCUCCGCAACUUCACCCUCACUGCAAUGGACAUCUACAGGAAUUGGAAUUCCGCUCCGGGGCCUUUUCACCUCUUUCCCUAUACUCCCUUUGACCCUGUUUUGCCAUCGGAAGCAAAGUUUUUAGGGUCUGGGACUGGAUUUCGACCAAUAGGAGGAGGAGCAGGCGGCUCUGGGAAGGAGUUCCAGGCUGCUUUGGGUGGCAACGUCCCCCGGGAGCAGUUCACAGUGGUGAUGCUAACUUACGAGCGGGAGGAAGUUUUGAUGAACUCCCUAGAAAGGCUCAAUGGUCUCCCAUACUUAAAUAAAGUUGUGGUAGUGUGGAACUCUCCCAAGCUUCCCUCUGAGGAUCUCUUGUGGCCAGACAUUGGUGUUCCAAUCAUGGUUGUCCGCACAGAGAAGAACAGCCUGAACAACCGCUUCCUGCCGUGGGAUGAGAUCGAGACAGAAGCCAUCCUGUCCAUCGACGACGACGCUCACCUUCGCCACGACGAGAUCAUGUUUGGGUUCCGUGCAUGCUUUCCUUGCCUGUUGAGGAAGAAAACUGGAAAACAAACGCAAGGCUUUCACACUCCGUGCUUUGUGUGCCAUCAGCGAGGCCACGACAUUCACUGCAGGGAUUCAUUGCUCGUGUGCUCACAGCGGGCUGUCAUCCCUCCUCUGAGAUCUGUGCGGCGCUGGGAUGUGACAGCUGUUUUAGCAUCGCUCUCUCCAGAGCAUGAAGAAAAGAGAUGUUGCACAGAGUGCUGGUUGCUCUCGUUCCUACUCUUCUGCUCCAACACCUACAUUUUCCUUCGAUGUACGCUGGCACACAGCUCCCUGUUGAUGAGCCCAGGGAAGAAAGCGGUUCCAUAGGAGGUUUCCCCAGGCUGCUGCUGCUCACCCUCGCUUGGCUGCAGCUUGUCAGCCUGGUGUGGGGCUGACUGCAAAUCCAAGGGCUCCUGACGGCUGUCAGGGGGUGGAGGCAGGCAGCAGCUCUCCUCUCCCUCCCACAUGGGUUGGCUCUUGCUUCAGAGGAAGACAGAAAGGCACAAAAUGCCUGGAAAGCACUCUCUCUGAGGAGUGAGAAAUGUGGUGUUAAGUGAUUACAAGCAGGCAUUGGGACUCCUGGCUCCCUUCCUUGCCCCACUGUGGGCUUUUUAUCUGGACUUGGCCAUUUUCUGCACCUCUUUGGUCUCCAUUUGCCUUUGCCCAUCUGCAGUGCCUGGCUGAGGCUGCACUGAUCAGGCCCGGAGCACCUUACAUGGAGAUUGUUUGCUGGGAGCAAACCUUACCAAGGAGUGCAACCAAAAUGCUCUGCUGGAGGAACUCUGGGUUUUGCUGCUGAGCUGGGAAAGAAAUGUCACAUUCAUGUGGAUGUGGGAGAAGUGAAAGGGGGUGAGUGGUUUCUGCUGCAGCUUUUCAAAACGGUCGUAUUGGAUCGAUAGAAUCCCUCAGCACACAAAUGCUGGGAGGAUGGUGGCAGGGAAGGGAAGCUGCAGGCAGUGUUAAUUGCUCAGUUUUCAUUAUCAGGUUAUAUUGGAGUUUCCUUAAUUUGUCUGAGGAUGUAACAACAAACCAGUCUUUGCUGUUUGCUGUGUUAAGUAGCCUAAUCAAAGCCCAGAGCCCUCAGGAACUUUGUUUUGUCAGCAGCCCACAGUUGCUCCGCAGCCAUUGCUUGUGAAGCUCAGCAGGAAAGAACCUAGGGAGGAGGAACCAGGAGCUCCAUGUGUGCUAGGAAAAUAGGGGAAGGGCACCUGCUGCCUGAUGGAGUGUCUGGGGAAAGGGGAAAACCCUUCCAGUCUCCCACCUGGGGCUCGUUCCUCGUAGCCACUGAGUCACUGAGGUCAGAUCAGUGCAUCCGAAGGAAGCCAUCAGCCCGAUGUGGAAGAUGGAUUUAGUUCCCAGGUUAGACAUUUAGCACUGAUGUUUUUCUUAAUUACUCCUGACAGCAUUGCAGCUAUCCUGUGGGAUUUCUCUGGAGGAGAGCGAGCUUCAGAUGAGAGCAGAAUGUUAAAUGAGCCCACACUCUCACAUGUGAACCCCAGAAUUAAUUCCCUGUGCAACAACUGCGAGCGUGUGUAGGGGUGAAGGAUGCUGGCGAGGCUGCUGGGUGCAGGUUGGGAUGGAAUUGGGCAGGUAACCACUGCAUGUCUGUAAGUAGGGACAGGUAGAGGAGCUUGGUGCCUUCCAUCUUGGAGACCCCAUCUUGAGCAUCUCUGCAGCUUUCCUAAAGGGAGCUUUGAUUGUCUUUGCUGUAUGGAGGAAGAAACAGAGCUGCUGGGAGAUACCACGUCCCAGGGAGCUUGGGAAGAGGCUGGAUUACCCCAGGCUGCUGUGGGGUAUAGAAGAAAUAGAAGCAGCACUGGUGCAUGUGUCUUGCAGUGAUGUGCCUACACAUGCUGUGUGAAGCUGGCAGCAGUUUCCAUCACACUGGCUUUCCCAGCCUCUUUCUCUGCCUUUUCACCUGAGAUCAUAGCUUUCCAUGCUCUGUGUAAUUCAGAAAUGAAUGAUGGGCUAUCAGCCUCUAUUCUUAGUUCUCUUUUAAACUUGCAGCACAACCCUUUUAGUUAGAAAAAGCGACUCGAAGGCGCCUCUGGAAGAGAACCAACAUGAGAAACCCAGCUGUGCUGCUCUGCACUCGCAGCUGUGUGUGGCAGAGCUGAGUACGGGAUGCUCUGCUUCACACUCAACAUUUAGAACAAGAUAAGCUCAACAAAUUCUGUAUUCCUGUCAAAGCCACAAUUUCUGCAUUUCUGUAGCCCCUUCCUGCAGUACAGUAUGGCACAACUCCAUGAGAUCAGGGAGGGAUCCGUGAGUCACUUGGUUGCUCCUUGUGAUGGUGCUGGGGCAGCGGGCGAACUUGCACUGCACAGUCUAUGUACACAGGCACCUUUUCAUGUGAUGUUUUCAUGCUUUUGUAAAAAAAAAAGUAAAAUAAAUGAACUUUCAAGCAAAGUAAUUGCACGUUUUCACAAUGAUUGUAAUUCUUGUCCAAGCAACCAGCCAUCGCCAAAUGCACGCAUUUCCAUCACGUGCAGCCCUUCCUUGGGAGCUGCUCUGUUGUAUUGAGGGCACAGUCCUGCCCUGAGCUCCUGGCUCAGCUGGAGCUGUGCUCACCUCCAGAGGUGCUGCCCAGGUUGGUGUCUGAUGGAAAACCUUGGUGUUU
Molecule: messenger RNA, 5621 nt
Organism: Centrocercus urophasianus (Greater sage-grouse)
Lineage: Eukaryota; Metazoa; Chordata; Aves; Galliformes; Phasianidae
Gene: EXTL3
Product: exostosin like glycosyltransferase 3
Exons: 6
Coding region: 710-3328 (872 amino acids)
Cellular component (GO): membrane
Molecular function (GO): glycosyltransferase activity
Source: RefSeq, a predicted model, not a curated record